CUGAAUCGGAGUAUCAGAAUGAUGAUGUCCCGCCUCAUGAAUCAGCCUCUCCGGGCUGGUUAUUACCACUCCCUCCGCCCGACUACCGCGUCCGCAAUCGUCGCCCUUGCCCCCGCUCGACCUAGCCGCUGGUAUUCGUCGAACGAGAGCGCCGAGAAGAAGGAGGAGACCGAGGUUAAGGAGAGCGAACAGGAUGAAAGCCCCCCCGCGUACACCCACCGAGGCUCAGCCAUCAACUUCCACUGGGCUCGCGACGCCGACAAGGCGCGCCAGAGGGAUGGCCCUACCAUUUCUCUCGACAACUGGGAGGAGCAUGCGGAUGCCAAGAUAGAGGAGUUCGAGGAGCUCCCCUCCAAAGAGUUUGGCAUCAAUCAACACAUGGAGGUCAACGCCGAGUUCAAGAAGGUCUUGACUCAAGUCGUCCGGGAGUUCCGCGCCCCCAUCAUGUACGCCAUGGCCUAUGGUUCCGGCGUCUUUCCCCAGUCCAAGGCGAGUCGCACUGUCACCGACGAGGAGUUCCGAGCCGUGCAUCCCAAACCCUCUCCCUCUUUGAUGGAGGUUCAGAAAGGCGGACCCAAAAUGAUCGAUUUCAUCUUCGGCGUAACCCAUACCCAGCACUGGCACUCGCUCAACAUGCGCCAACACCGCGACCACUAUUCGGGCCUGGCUAGUUUCGGUUCGGGUCUUGUCUCCACCUUCCAAGACCGCUGGGGUGCCGGCGUCUACUUCAACCCGUAUGUCACAAAGAAGGGAAUGCUUAUCAAGUACGGCGUCACCUCCAUAGACAACCUCUGCACCGACCUCUCCACCUGGAACAACUUGUAUCUCGCUGGACGACUUCAGAAGCCGGUUAAGAUCCUGCGUGAUCAUCCACGGGUACGCCUUGCGAAUCAGGUCAACCUCAUCUCGGCCGUUCGCACUGCGCUUCUCCUCCUCCCUCCCAAGUUUACCGAGAAAGAGCUCUACUCAACAAUCGCUCGCAUCUCAUACCUCGGUGACCCGCGCAUGUCCCUCCCUACUGAGAACAAGAGCAAGAUCUCCAACAUUGUCGAUAACAACAUGGUCUCGUUCCGUAAGCUCUAUGGACCUCUGUUGAACACACUGCCCAACGUCGACUAUGGCGAGGGCGCCGACCAGCAGGCCAAGCAUGCAUCCGACCCAGAGUACGAUGCCUCCAUGCACCAGGACAUGGAUCCAGUCAAGCGUGGCAACAUGGUCCGACGCCUACCCAAGGCAUUCCGCUCGCGCCUGUACUUCCAGUACCAAAAGAAGCUCAUGGUGCCCGCCGCCGACUUCAAGGCCAUGAUGGACGCUUCCAAGGGCGAGGACGACGUGAGCUUCAAGCGACGAGAAGGCGGUGGAUUCGAGCAGCGCAUUGUGCAAGAUGACCCCGAGCAGUUGCAGAUUUACAUCCGCAAGGUUAUCAAGCAGACCGUCAACUGGCCCGCUACGGCUCAGUCCAUCAAAAGCUUCUUCACCGCAGGCGUCGGCCGCUCCAUCCGUUACAUGUCCGAGAAGUGGACCAAAUACAACGAAGGCAAAGCCAAGGCCAAGGCAAAAGCCGACGAGGAGAAGAAAGGGGGAGACGACGCUAAGAAGACGGAGUAG
Molecule: messenger RNA, 1608 nt
Organism: Colletotrichum karsti
Lineage: Eukaryota; Fungi; Ascomycota; Sordariomycetes; Glomerellales; Glomerellaceae
Product: mitochondrial import protein mmp37
Exons: 2
Biological process (GO): cardiolipin biosynthetic process; CDP-diacylglycerol biosynthetic process
Cellular component (GO): mitochondrion
Molecular function (GO): phosphatidate cytidylyltransferase activity
Source: RefSeq, a predicted model, not a curated record